Molecule: messenger RNA, 2073 nt
Organism: Rhizopus microsporus ATCC 52813
Lineage: Eukaryota; Fungi; Mucoromycota; Mucoromycetes; Mucorales; Rhizopodaceae
Exons: 11
Coding region: 1-2073 (690 amino acids)
Biological process (GO): exocytosis; Golgi to plasma membrane transport; intracellular protein localization
Cellular component (GO): exocyst
Source: RefSeq, a predicted model, not a curated record
AUGAAAUCAGUCGGCACACUCCGCAAAAAGGGUCUUGUCGUUGACCAUUUUGUUCAUCGAAAAGAUAAACCAAAACAACGUCCUGUCAUAUCAACGCCUCAGCAACAACCACCUCAACAACAACAACAACAACAACAAACACCCAUGUCUAUUGACUUGCAUCGUUUUGCAAAUGAUAAUUUACAACCUGAAGAAUUCGUUCGCAAAUCACUAGGUGAUGCCAACGAAGAAAACAUUCGAAGCUUUUACAAGUCUCUUGUCGAUGCCAAACAUGUUGUCGGUGGUGACCUGCAGCGUAACGUGUACAGAAACUAUACUGAAUUCGUUUCCAUCUCUAAAGAAAUAUCCAACCUGGACGCUGAUGUCUUGCGCAUCAAGGAAUAUCUAAACGAACUCAAAUCGAUCUGGGAAAGCUUUUUACAAAUGACACAGGAUGACCAUCAGACGACACAGAGCAACCGUAUUAUUCUCCCUGAUAGAAAACGAAGCGACUUACUCGGUGAUACACAUGCUAUUCAUCGUGCGCAGAUCCUUUCUCUUUGGGAAAGUGUGGAAGGCGCACAACGGUUUAUACCACAGGCACAACAUAAACAUAUCGUAAGAGAGUGUGUUGAUAUAUAUGAGAUCAAUCCCAAGACACUUCAGCCUCGACAGACCGUGCAUCUCUUCUUGCUCAAUGAUUGUCUACUCGUUGCCCGUAAGCGUUCGAAUCAUAGAUUGGUUGCAGAAUACUGCUGGAGUAUCCAGGAUUUGACCAUCAUGGACAUGAAGGAUACAGAGGAGCUCAAGCGUGCCUUUCGAAUCGUUGUGUAUCCACAAACAUUUAUUUAUCAAGCAGAAAGACUAGAGGACAAGGUGGGCUUACUCAAUGCCUAUAAGCGUCUGAUGGAUGAUCAUCAUGAGGAUAAACCCAUGGACACGCCUGUCAAGGCAAUAUCGGGCGCGCCCUCAGGCCAACAAUUGCAUCCUGAAAAGGAAAAAUACCUUGUUGAGAUGCCAGAUCAGUUGGAGGUGUUGAUUGCAUUAAGAGAGUUUGAAAAAAGCGUAACUUAUAUAGAGAAAGCUAGACAUAUUGUACUUACCUCACCAAGCUCCUUCCCGAUCAUUCGAGAGGCUCGUGAGCACGUAGCACAUUAUACAGACCUACUUUGCUCUAUCGUCAGUCGAGACUUGAGCAACACCUUGCUCACAAAGAUUCAGUUUCAGCGUUAUGUCAAUUGGCUAUUACGACUCGAGCAAAGCGAAAAGGCGCGUGAGGUCUUUCUGGCGACACGAUCUAUGAUCAUCAAGAAACGUAUUCGUCAACUCGUCUUUGGAGGCGACAUCACGACCUAUAUCAGCGAACUGGCCUUGGUCGUAUUCACGUUGAUACGGAAUACUUGUGAAUGGUAUCGGGAUUCGUUCAAACAGAACGAGAUGGCCUCUGGGUUUGUGACAUGGGUGAGAGAACAGACGGAAAUUUAUGCAGACAUUUACAGGCGUCAAGUCUUUGGACAGAAAUUGGGGUGUCAAGCAAUUGCUGAUUGCUUUAAAUCAACACUUGAGCAUUGUUCGAUUUUACGAAAGGUCGGAUUGGAUCUCAAGUUUUUGUUGGAGGAUCUCUUUUUGGAUAAUGUUAAGGAGACAGUAAUGAAUUAUAAACAGCGGAAUAUGGAAAAGGUAGAAAAGUUUGCCAAGAAUGACAAUUUUAUGAUUGUAUCUGGUCAAGGGUUAGGCACAGAUGUCAAAGUAACAUCAAGUGUCGUUAGUUUUUAUAAUCUCUUGAUCAAGUUUACCAAUGAUGUCUGUUUACUAUCUAGAGUUCAGAUGUACUCGACGGUGAUUGAAAGCAUUUGUUCAUUAACAGAACAUUAUUUAAGAAUGAUGGUACAGGAAUCACGAAAGAAUGAAGACAAUAGAACAAUUGCUUCAAUGAAUGUGUCAUUUGUAUUGGAUAAUAUCGUACCAAGGGUCUCAUCACAAUUGAAUCAUCACUUUAAUCGACCUAUACCAGAAUUAGAUACCUUGAGAGCAAGAUUAAGAGAAUUAACCUAUUCGCACGUGAAACAUAGUCAUGGUGAAACCUAUUACUGA